Molecule: messenger RNA, 546 nt
Organism: Lactuca sativa (garden lettuce)
Lineage: Eukaryota; Viridiplantae; Streptophyta; Magnoliopsida; Asterales; Asteraceae
Product: putative ribonuclease H protein At1g65750
Source: RefSeq, a predicted model, not a curated record
AUGGUUUCGAGUUUAAAGAUUAAUCUCUUUAAAUCUAGUUUGUUGGGUGUUGGUGUUAAUCAGUCUGAAGUUAUUUUUCUUGCUUCUAUUACAGGAUGUGUUGCCGCUAAUUUUCCUUUUUCUUACCUUGGAAUUCCGGUGGGUGGGUCUACGAGCCAUAUCCGUAGCUGGGAUGUGAUUGUGGAUAGGUUUCAAAAGAGACUUUCUAAUUGGAAAGUUAAAACACUUUCCAUAGGUGGUCGAUUAACUCUGAUUAAAUCUGUUUUGGGCAGCCUUGGGAUUUAUUUCUUUUCUUUGUUCCGCAUGGAUAAAGGUGGUUUAGAGGUUGGUAGUUUGGAUGCGUUUAACCAGGCUAUUCUUGUUAAAUGGAAGUGGCGGUUUCUUCAUGAACAGUCGUCUUUAUGGGUGAGGCUCAUUAAAGGGUUACAUGGUGAUUAUGGGGAUUUGACUCAUAAUUCGCGGCCUUUAGGAGGUAUGGGAGUUUGGCAGAAAAUUGUGGAUUGUAUCAAGAAGAUGGAAAGUCAGAAUGUCUUAGAUUCCGAAUGA